CUUAUAUUCUAUAACCCCAACGACAUACAGCAGUAUUCCCUGUUCACUGUAUAAAACAGGAAUUUAAUUUUUUUAAACGGCUCAGUCAGUAUUACCAUUCUGUAGCCUGUUAUUUGUAAUCCGGUUAACCACGAUGCGUACUACUGUCGCCGUUUUCGUUGCCGUGUUGGCGUUGGGACGCACAACAGAAAGCGUUCCAACCGGUCGCCACGAAAAAGCAGGAGGUAUGCGCGCGGCACAACCGGAACUCGAGCGUGAAACUCCAAUCAUUGACGAGGACUGGUCGGAUAUGGUUGGCGAGAUGCUGAUCGACACCGACUGGACGGUGGGCUUCUCCUGCUCCUCCUUCAAAUAUCUAAGCUCCUCCCAGGGCUUCGACUUCACCAAGAUGGCAGUUAUGGUACGCGAAAUCCUCGAGGGCAUCUUCGAAGGUUAUGAAUGGAACGUGGUCGUUGCGGCCGAACUCGGUGUCCGGAUAAGUUCUACCAUUCUCAAGUUUCCAGUCAGCCACGUCAAACUGCGACAUGGCAAAUCACUCGGAAGACAACUUGGCAACUCUGCUGGAAUUAUUGGCUGCUUUUCCAGAUAACUGCAGCGCCUGGAACCAGAUAUCGCGCCACUUGUAACGGCUGCUGGUACACCAUCUGGGCAGCCGUCCACGACCUGCAAAAUACCACGUCUCUAAAUUGUCCGUUUCCUUGAGCUGCCUUGUUAUGUCACAGGCAACGCACUGGUCUCAUCGCACGGCAUUCUUACAAUUAUCGAAGGAACCUUGGCAGAAUAAAUAUUAGACAAGACAUCGACUGAACGCUAUCGACAUUAACAGCGUUCCAGCCUCUUA
This is a messenger RNA of Paramacrobiotus metropolitanus, 841 nucleotides long. RefSeq lists its product as uncharacterized. The transcript has 2 exons. NCBI's taxonomy places the organism in Eukaryota, Metazoa, Tardigrada, Eutardigrada, Parachela, Macrobiotidae. Bases 134 to 589 code for a protein of 151 amino acids. The record is from RefSeq and is a predicted model, not a curated record.